Messenger RNA from Stegostoma tigrinum, 1562 nucleotides. Its product is annotated as ras-related GTP-binding protein D-like. Gene Ontology annotation, biological process: positive regulation of TOR signaling; cellular response to amino acid stimulus; cellular response to starvation. NCBI's taxonomy places the organism in Eukaryota, Metazoa, Chordata, Chondrichthyes, Orectolobiformes, Stegostomatidae. Gene Ontology annotation, molecular function: GTPase activity; GTP binding. The coding region runs from base 137 to 1294 and encodes 385 amino acids. The transcript is spliced from 7 exons. Gene Ontology annotation, cellular component: Gtr1-Gtr2 GTPase complex; lysosome; nucleus. The record is from RefSeq and is a predicted model, not a curated record.
CACCGGAUGUUUUCUGUGGAGGAGGUGAAAGUUCGUCAUGGUUUCUCACUAUCAGGUGACGGUGAAGCUCAGUAAUGUUGUUUGCUAACCAAGGCUUGGCUGGGAAGUAAGACGCCAUAGAAUAAAUAAGUUGGCGAUGGAGGACUGCGGCUCUAUUGGACUGGAGUUCGCUUAUGGAGGAGAAGCUGAAUGUGACAUGCUGGAUGAUGACCCCGACAACCCAGUGGCACCCGACGAGGUAAUGCACUUCAGUGAUGAUUACUGUACGGAUGUCAAACCCAGGAUCCUGCUAAUGGGACUGAGAAGAAGUGGAAAAUCUUCCAUCCAGAAAGUUGUCUUCCACAAAAUGUCACCUAAUGAGACCCUCUUCCUGGAAAGUACCAACAAAAUUUGUCGGGAUGAUAUCGCCAACAGCUCUUUUGUUAAUUUUCAGAUCUGGGAUUUUCCUGGGCAGAUUGAUUUUUUUGAUCCAACAUUUGACUAUGAGAUGAUCUUCAGAGGGACUGGGGCCUUGAUAUUUGUGAUUGAUGCUCAGGAUGAUUACAUGGAGGCUUUGGCCAGACUGCAUCUCACGGUUUCCAGGGCAUUCAAAGUAAAUAAGGAAAUCAAUUUUGAAGUUUUCAUCCAUAAAGUAGAUGGUUUAUCUGAUGAUCACAAGAUAGAAACACAAAGAGAUAUUCACCAACGAGCAAAUGAUGAUCUUGCAGAUGCUGGCUUGGAAAAAAUUCACCUCAGUUUCUAUUUGACGAGUAUUUAUGACCAUUCAAUAUUUGAAGCAUUUAGUAAAGUGGUGCAGAAACUGAUUCCUCAGCUUCCGACUUUAGAGAAUCUUCUAAACAUCUUCAUUUCAAAUUCAGGAAUUGAAAAAGCCUUCCUCUUUGAUGUAGUCAGCAAAAUCUACAUUGCAACAGACAGUAUACCAGUCGACAUGCAGACUUAUGAACUCUGCUGUGACAUGAUAGAUGUUGUAUUUGACAUAUCCUGCAUAUACGGACUUCGAGAAUUUGGUGGAGGAAGUACAUAUGACAAAGAAUCCGUAGCAAUCAUUAAACUGAAUAAUACAACAGUUUUGUAUCUAAAAGAGGUGACAAAAUUCCUUGGCCUUGUUUGCUUUCUUAGAGAAGAAAGUUUUGAGCGGAAAGGUUUGAUAGACUACAAUUUUCAUUGUUUCCGCAAAGCAAUUCAUGAGAUUUUUGAAGUUCGUACAACUAUGCUAAGGUGCCAUAAACAGUACAGAGGACUGCAACGAAGCAAACUGGGAACUCCCAAUGGCAUCCUUGGACUUCAGUCGUAAUGGCUGCCAUGCUCACAGUGUUUCUGUCAGCAUAUUCAGUAAUGCUAAGUAGAUAUACUGUGAAAAUAAUGCACUGAUAGCAUGAAGAUAAUGCUCAGGAUACUAAUGCCGAUAAAGAAAUAGCUCUUAAGCAAGCACUUUGUAAAAUGUAUAUUUUUCUUAAGCAGAUGCUGAAAAUCAGUAUUAUCAUAUAUAACUUCUAUGUAUUACAAAUCCCUUUGUAGCAGUUUGUAGCAGUUCAGUUCAAAAUAAAUUAAAUCUACUUUAA